Molecule: messenger RNA, 1884 nt
Organism: Dendrobium catenatum
Lineage: Eukaryota; Viridiplantae; Streptophyta; Magnoliopsida; Asparagales; Orchidaceae
Product: anaphase-promoting complex subunit 7
Biological process (GO): cell division
Molecular function (GO): protein binding
Source: RefSeq, a predicted model, not a curated record
GUUUGGACGUGUCUGCUUUAGGACUGCACACGGCAAUGAUUCCAUAUGAUGCCCUUCUAUGCAGGGGUUCUUCAAGGUGAUGCUUUGUUUGGUCAAAAGGAAUUCCGCAGGUCACUGAGCAUGUAUAAACAGGCUUUGCAACUCUGCAAGAUUAUUCCCAAGCAAACAACUGUUUCCAGAAGUUCACUGUCUACAUCCGCUAGAUCCUCUUCUCCAAAUAAUAUGAACAUUUCAGCCAUCAAUGAAAAUGAAGUGAAAUUCAAGAUUACCCUUUGCUAUUGUGCGCUAUGUGAGAACCGGGCCGCUCUUGCGGAGAUUGAAGGAAUCCCAUCAAAGGCAAGAACACUACGAAUGAAUCUCACUAUCGGCAAGCUUUAUCGCAUUUCUAGACAUAAUAGAGCUGCUAUUUCAUGCUACAAGGAUUGCUUAAGGCAUUGCCCUUAUGUUUUGGAGGCUAUUACGGCACUGGCUGAAUUAGGUGUUUCAUCUAAGGAAAUUGUGGCACUUUUUCCUCAGACUCCAAAUAGAGGAAGGACCCCUUUUGAGCACUUGGAUAACACGCGCUGGUUGCAUCGGUAUGUUGAGGCACAAUGCUGCAUUGCUUCUAAUGAUUACAAAGGCGGCCUUGAACAUUUCUCUGACCUAUUGCAACGUUUUCCAAACAACGUGCACAUAUUGCUGGAAAUUGCUAAGAUUGAAGCUAUCAUUGGAAGAACCGAAGAAGCUAUAAUGAAUUUUGAAAAGGUUCGGUCUAUUGAUCCAUUUGUCAUGACGUACAUGGAUGAGUAUGCAUUGCUUCUGAACUUGAAGUCUGACCACUCUAAGUUAAACAAACUAGUGUAUGAUUUGCUAAAUAUUGACCCAGCAAGAGCUGAAGCUUUUGUUGCAUCAUCUUUAUUGUGGGAAAGGAAAGAUGAACGAAGAGCCCUGGCUUAUGCUGAGAAGAGCAUCCGAAUUGAUGAUAGACAUAUUUUGGGCCACAUAACAAAGGGAAGACUUUUUCUGUCGUUAAACCGACCUGAUACAGCUGUGACAGCCUUCAGGGCAGCUCUAGAGUUGAGACCUGAUCUUCGCUCUUAUCAAGGCUUAGUUCGUUCUUAUUUGGCCCUUUCCAAAAUAAAGGAAGCACUAUAUACAGCUCGAGAGGCAAUGAAGAUAAUGCCUCAAUCAGCAAAAGCCCUCAAACUGGUUGGUGAUGUUCAUGCAAGUAAUUCUAGUGGGAGGGAUAAGGCGAGGAAAUUUUAUGAAUCUUCCCUGCGCCUAGAACCUGGAUACCUAGAUGCUGCUUUAGCAUUGGCUGAGCUACAUGUUGUUGAGGGCAGAACUAAAGAUGCAGUCUGUCUUCUUGAAAAAUAUAUUAAAGAUUGUGCAGAUGAUUCUCUACACACCAAGUUGGCUCAGGUUUUUGCUGCUACAAAUAUGCUAUCUGAAGCUCUCUCUCAUUAUCAAGCAGCAUUGAGGAUAAAUCCACAAAACAAUGCUGCUAAAAAGGGUUUAGAACGCCUGGAGAAACAAAUGAAGGGCAUAGAUCCAGAUGCACCUGAUGAAGAUGAAGAAAAUGAAGUCGAAGAUGCUGAAGCUGAUCCAGAAGACAAUGAUCUUUUGUAAGCAACAAAAAUUCUUUAAUAGUUUGAGCUCUAAGAUGGUGAAGCAGGCCCAUAUGAACUAUCAGAAAUCAAGCAAAGCAGCAUAUCAGAAGGGCUUGAUCUGCUUUGCAAACCGUAGUAAGGCUUUAUUUCGAAAUAUUUAAAGUGUUAUUAACUAAAAUAUUGUAUUUUGAUAGUCUCUGCAACUGCUAAGAACUGCUCUUGCCAAGCUUGAAUUUAUAAUGUAAGCAGCUUUGUAUGAACAAAUAGAUGUCAGCUCCAUUUUUUCCCCUCUAUA